CAGCAUCGCUUUUCUUCUCCUCGAUCCCCGGACUGAUGUAUGCAUGAUUUCUUCUCUACGAACAUAACAUGCUAACUCAUGAGUUGGCAUACUCGUCGUCGCCAUGAGACAUGCAAAGUUUUCAUUCCCACUCCAGGUCGGAUGCCUUUUACUCGCUUCGGCCUCAAAGAUUAGCCUCCCACCUGCUGUUACGCAAGCCGAGUACAGCGCCUUCGCCGGUAUCCACCUACUCCCCGCUGUAACUCCGAAGCCUUCCGCGUCCGUAGAACUACUUAGGCGGCAGAGUGAAUUAUCUGGUGUUAUCUCGGGUUAUAAUACAUGUGGAUAUGGUGCUCUCAACCCCGCGAUCUCGGUAACAUGUUCAAGCGACGAACGAUGUGAGAAUAUUGGCCAGUUUAGAGCCUGUUGUAACGGAGAUCCAAUAGCGUGCUCGGCAACAGUGCAGACUUCUUGCAAAGACUAUGACCCGACGAUUAUCUGCGCUACCAAGACACGUUGCUGCAAAUCAGCAGAGCCAUACUGCAUCACUUGGUUAUACAAUGUAAGUGUUGACAUUUAAAUGAUAGAUUCCCGCUGGAACUUUCCACAUGAUCUGGAGCUA
Messenger RNA from Hypoxylon fragiforme, 601 nucleotides. RefSeq lists its product as uncharacterized. The transcript has 3 exons. The record is from RefSeq and is a predicted model, not a curated record. NCBI's taxonomy places the organism in Eukaryota, Fungi, Ascomycota, Sordariomycetes, Xylariales, Hypoxylaceae. The coding region runs from base 104 to 559 and encodes 151 amino acids.